AUGUCAGAAACGUCUCCUGAAGUAGGUAAAAUAACGUCAACGAACCGAGCUUUGGGUGUGGGUGUGUGGUUGUGAGUGUGGGUGUGGGUAUGGGUAGGCGUGAGUGGGUGUGGGUGUGGGUGGGUGUGAGUGGGUGUGGAUCAAAAGAUGAAGAACAAGUACACACACCCACACACCUACACCCACACCCACACCCACACACCCACACCCACACACCUACACCCACACCCACACCCACACACCUACACCCACACCCACACCCACACACCUACACCCACACCCACACACCUACACCCACACCC
Molecule: messenger RNA, 302 nt
Organism: Rotaria sp. Silwood2
Lineage: Eukaryota; Metazoa; Rotifera; Eurotatoria; Philodinida; Philodinidae
Source: the annotation of a GenBank genome assembly